Molecule: messenger RNA, 534 nt
Organism: Microbotryum saponariae
Lineage: Eukaryota; Fungi; Basidiomycota; Microbotryomycetes; Microbotryales; Microbotryaceae
Source: the annotation of a GenBank genome assembly
AUGGGCAACGCAGUCCCAGAACCGGAUCGCCAUAGAGCAAACAAUGUCCUCGAUGCUCAGCAGGCCCAAUCCACCAAGAUCGCGACGGAGGAAGACCGCCUCUUUUGUCACGGGUCGGAAGGAGUCGUUGUGCCACACGAAGGAGAUGAGCGCUUGUUCGAAAGCGUCGACGAAAGUGACGGGUGGGAUGUCGAACGAGAGCAAGUGGAUGACCCUCGAAGUGACAUACGAGUUGGCGUACAUCGCGCGAGCCCGUGGGGGAACACGUCGAUUCGCCGCUGCCUCCAGUCGAGCCUUUGCUCGGUUGAGUGUCGUGCUCCAGAAGAGCGAGAGAUUGCCGUCGAUGGAAACCGGAUAGCCAGCCCAAGUCAUGCACUCACCAGCGCGCACAGUAGCGAUCCCGCUAGCCCGCUCGUCCUGAGUCCAGCCCAAGCCGAGAGGGAGAGCAGUCGUCUUGGCCGUGUUCGAGCGUCCGUUUGUAGCCAAGCGCCAAUCGACGGCGAGACCAGUCAUGAGAUCGAGUGCUGCCGGUGA